AUGGUCGCCACCCGUUUCCUCAUGCUUUCUACGGCCGCUGCCGUUGCUAGUUCUUCAGUCGUUUUCUCCGAAACAACCCUUACCACCGCGCUCCUCGAGACGACUUCCACCGCAGUACCCAAUGAGACCUCGACUUCCGAGCCAACAAGCACAAUUGUUGAAUCAUCGGUAACCUCUGCGGCCGAAACGACAGAGACCACUGCCGUGACAACUUUCACAUCGGCUGAUACAACCACUGAGGCAGCCACCACGACUACAGAGGCUGCGGCACCUCACCAGGAUAUCACUUGUCCUGCUGCACACGGCCAGUGCGUUGGCGAUUUCAAGAUUGAAUGCGGUUACAUCAUGACUGGCGGUUUCAGUGUCGAAACGGGUUUCACAUCGACUCUGGACGACUGUGCUGCUGCGUGUAACGGCGACUCCGGUUGUGCUGGCUUUUCUCAUAAUGGCGUCAGUUGCUACUUGGUCUCGUCUCUGUAUUCGACUGCACCCGCAGACUGGGUGACGGGUAAGAAGUCGGGUUGUGCUCAGUAG
Molecule: messenger RNA, 534 nt
Organism: Fusarium fujikuroi IMI 58289
Lineage: Eukaryota; Fungi; Ascomycota; Sordariomycetes; Hypocreales; Nectriaceae
Exons: 2
Coding region: 1-534 (177 amino acids)
Source: RefSeq, a predicted model, not a curated record